Formica exsecta is the source of this 1403-nucleotide messenger RNA. RefSeq lists its product as uncharacterized. The transcript has 5 exons. The record is from RefSeq and is a predicted model, not a curated record. Bases 133 to 921 code for a protein of 262 amino acids. Lineage: Eukaryota; Metazoa; Arthropoda; Insecta; Hymenoptera; Formicidae.
UCUCUAAGGUUUCCUAAUAACUAUUUAUUUCCUGGAUAUCUUUCUUAAUCGAGUAAAGAAUUGAUCUUUAUGUAAGUGGAUUAAAAUCACGACCGAACUAGCUUAGAUACGCUCAGUGGGUAUAACGCAAACAUGGGCGAUGGUGUGGUAAAGAAUGGUGCAUAUAAAUAUGAUGAUAAUACAAAAUAUAUCGGAGAUUGGAAUCGUAAGGGAUUGAAACACGGUGCCGGUUUGUUAAUUCUUCCGGACGGGACACGAUAUGAAGGAGCAUUUCAGAAUGGAUUAUGUUCUGGCUUGGGAGUUAUUAUAUUUCCCGAUGGAGCAAAAUACGAAGGCGAGUUUAUGCAAGGAUGGUUUCAUGGCCAUGGUGUAUUUUGGAGAGCCGACGGUAUGAAAUUCGAAGGGGAAUUUCGCGGGGGUCGUGUCUGGGGCUUAGGUUUAGUGACUUAUGCCGAUGGAUCGCAUGGAUUUCCAAGGAAUGAAGGUUUUUUUCAAGAUUGCAGAUUACUAUUUGUAAUAGUUUGCGUUUUGGCCGCGGCCAAUGCCGGCUAUGUUGGAGUGUCUCCCACCCUACAAUAUCAAAUCGCACCAAUAGCGCAUGUUCAACCCCAUGCUAUUACGUCGACAUCCGAUAAUAUAUUACGUAGCCAUGGUAAUUUGGCACAAAUAGCUACGCAAACGAAAACCAUCGAUACGCCUUUCUCUAGUUCGAGCAAGACUGACAUUCGCGUAAGCAAUCCGGCUAUCACGUACGCGCACUUCGCUCAUCCAGCUACUCCAUUGUACACUGAUGCAGCUGCAGCCAUACCGGUGUCGGCGGCUAUACGUGCUCCGGCCGCUCUUGGAGUCGCUUACUCGCCGGCGGUCGAGGUAUCUCACAUGAGCUAUAACAGUCCAAUUGGAGUUGCUUACGCCUACUAAAUAGAAUCGGUUACAUACUCGUCAGCUUUUUUCUUUUCAUAUAAUAUAAUAGAUAAGUAAAUAUAUGUAUAUGGACACAUAUUUAUAUCCAAAUAUUCUUCAACAAUUGUAAUUUGUGUACGCAACGAAAUACACAUGUUUUUUUAAUGACAUUACACAUAGUUGCGCAAUAUAAAAAUCAUUUUAUAAAACUUUCAUACAAGUUCUCCAUUUUUUUCAAUCUGUAAAAAUUAAUUCAUUCCGAAUAAUUUAAUCACGUCAACUUUGAAUUACGAAUAAUACACGAUAGAAAUUACAUAAUACAUACUACCGUAAAAUACAUCGCAAAAAAAAAAUUAUGCAUAUGAAAAAAAAAAAUUAUGUAUAUGAAAAUAUGUAUAUGUAAAAAAAAAAUUAUGUAUAUGAAAAUUUAUUUGUAUAUGAUGGAUGUAUUGGGCAAAACGUUUUCUCUGAGAAAUACAAUAAAGUUCAAAUAUCUUGUA